Molecule: messenger RNA, 7484 nt
Organism: Dunckerocampus dactyliophorus (ringed pipefish)
Lineage: Eukaryota; Metazoa; Chordata; Actinopteri; Syngnathiformes; Syngnathidae
Gene: cacna1fb
Product: calcium channel, voltage-dependent, L type, alpha 1F subunit
Exons: 51
Coding region: 223-6366 (2047 amino acids)
Biological process (GO): calcium ion import across plasma membrane
Cellular component (GO): voltage-gated calcium channel complex; membrane
Molecular function (GO): high voltage-gated calcium channel activity
Source: RefSeq, a predicted model, not a curated record
AUUCAGAUUAGUGAAGCCGAGCUGAAUUUGUCUCCUCGCAGCCUCUCGCUCUGUUGUUUCCACAUCGCUCUGCUGAGCUCUGUCAUGCCUGAAACAAUCUUUGGAGAUCAGAUGAAGGCGUGAAUGACCAGCAGUGUGAUCGAGUGGUCAACAUGCUAACUUUUGUUUGUGAGAGGCCAUGAAGACACCAACAUGAAUGUCUGAAGUGGACUGCCACGAGACAUGCAGCACAACCACAAAAGCGCCUCGCGCAACGGCUACGCCAACGCAGUAGAUGGCGAAGAUGGCGAGGGCGAGGAGGCUGGAGAGGGGGACGGAGGAGGAGGAGGAGAGGGGGGAGAGGAAAGAGAUGGGGACUGGGAUGAGGAGAUGGACGGCGAUGGCGAUGCAGUGAGGAUGACGAGGACUGACACCCUCCACUCCACCACCAGCUCCACGGCAACCCAACGCAAGCGAGGACAACACGCCAAGAAACAGGUCCAGGGCAGUAAUCAGGUCCAGCGAGCUCCACGGGCAUUGUUCUGCUUAAAGCUCAACAACCCAAUCAGACGUGCUGCCCUCUCCAUCGUUGAGUGGAAACCCUUUGACAUCUUCAUCCUGUUAGCCAUCUUUGCUAACUGUGUUGCUCUGGGCGUGUCCAAACCGUUUCCCGAGGAUGACUCCAACUCCACCAACCACGACUUGGAACAAGUGGAGUAUGUCUUCCUCAUCAUCUUCACGGUGGAAACCUUCUUGAAGAUUCUAGCAUAUGGUCUGGUCAUGCAUCCAAGUUCUUACAUCCGCAAUGGCUGGAACCUUUUGGACUUUGUCAUCGUCAUCGUGGGGCUAUUCAGCGUGGUCCUGGAGACCAUGACCCACAAGUCCGGUGAGCAAGCGAGCACUCAUCACAUGCCGGGCAAACCUGGAGGUCUGGACGUCAAAGCUCUGCGGGCCUUCCGGGUGCUGCGUCCCCUCAGGCUGGUGUCCGGUGUUCCCAGUCUGCAGAUCGUGUUGAACUCCAUCAUGAAGGCGAUGGUUCCGCUGCUCCACAUCGCUUUGCUGGUCCUUUUUGUAAUCAUCAUCUACGCCAUCAUCGGCCUGGAGCUCUUCAUUGGACGCAUGCAUAGAACCUGUUACUACAUCGGAUCUGACAACUUUGUGGAGGACGACCCGGUGCCGUGCGCCUUCGCAGGUCAUGGGCGGCAGUGCGCAGUGAAUGGCACAGAGUGUCGCGGACGCUGGGAUGGACCAAACGGAGGCAUCACCAAUUUUGACAACUUCUUCUUUGCCAUGUUAACAGUGUUUCAGUGCAUCACCAUGGAGGGCUGGACUGACGUCCUUUACUGGAUGAAUGACGCCAUCGGCUUUGAGCUGCCGUGGGUGUACUUCGUCAGUCUGGUCAUCUUUGGUUCCUUCUUCGUUCUCAAUUUGGUUCUUGGUGUCCUCAGCGGAGAGUUCAGCAAGGAGAGGGAGAAGGCGAAGGCUCGCGGAGACUUCCAGAAACUUCGUGAGAAGCAACAGAUGGAGGAGGACCUGUGCGGAUACAUGGACUGGAUCACACAGGCCGAGGACAUGGACGAGCUGGACGAGGAUGGAAACCCACGUCUGUCUCUGGGUGAUCUGUCAGACAAGAAAAGAGGAAAGUUUGGAUGGUUCAGUCACUCCAAUGAAACACAUGCAAGUCUUCCCGCCAGCGAAACGGCGUCUGAGAACACGGAGAACAUCGAUGAGGAACAUACUAACUGCUGCCAGGCCUGCUGUGCUCGAAUGAUGAAGAUUGGCUGCUGUCGCACGCUGCGGCGCUGGAACCGAGUAUGUCGUAGGAACUGUCGCACUGCUGUCAAAUCGGUGACUUUCUAUUGGCUGGUUCUGCUGCUUGUCUUCCUCAACACGUCACUCAGCGCCUCUGAGCACUACAACCAACCUGAUUGGCUGACGCAGGCGCAGGACAUCGCCAACAAGGUGCUGCUGUCGCUGUUUACUGUGGAGAUGCUGCUGAAGAUGUACAGUCUGGGCCUGGCGCAUUACUUUGUGGCCUUCUUUAACCGCUUUGACUGCUUUGUGGUGUGUGGUGGCAUUGUGGAGACCAUCCUGGUGGAGAUGGACAUCAUGCCACCGCUGGGAAUUUCCGUGCUGCGCUGUGUCCGCCUGCUGCGCAUCUUCAAGGUCACGCGCCAUUGGACGGCUCUGUCCAACCUGGUGGCAUCGCUGCUCAACUCCAUGAAGUCCAUUGCCUCGCUGCUGCUCCUUCUCUUUCUCUUCCUCAUCAUCUUUGCACUGCUGGGAAUGCAGCUCUUUGGUGGAAAGUUCAACUUUGAUGAAACGCAGACCAAACGUAGUACCUUUGAUGCUUUCCCGCAGGCGCUGCUCACUUGCUUCCAGAUCCUGACAGGCGAGGAUUGGAACGUGGUGAUGUACGAUGGCAUCAUGGCGUAUGGCGGCCCUGUGUUUCCCGGGAUGAUUGUCUGCAUUUACUUCGUCAUCCUCUUCAUUUGCGGAAACUACAUCCUGCUCAACGUCUUCUUGGCCAUUGCCGUGGACAACUUGGCGGGAGGGGAUGGAGACGACAAGAAAAAAGAGGAGAAGACGGAGGGGACAGAGGAGGAGACAGAGGGGGAGCAAAUUAAGGUGGACAUUGACGAGGACACGGAGUAUGAGGAAGAGGAAGAGCUUCAAGAGGGCGAAGACGAUGGCGGUGUCCAGCUGAAGAUGGCCGACCUGGCCCCGCCCAAAGAGAAAGUUCUGCCCAUUCCUGAAGGCAGUGCCUUCUUCUGCCUCAGCAAGACCAACCCAAUCCGAGUGGCAUGUCACACUCUGAUCCACCAUCACAUUUUCACCAACCUCAUCCUCGUCUUCAUCAUCCUCAGCUCGUGCUCAUUGGCCGCUGAGGAUCCCAUCAGAGCUCACUCCUUUCGGAACAACGUUCUAGGUUACGCCGACUACGCCUUCACCUCCAUCUUUACCGUGGAAAUCCUGUUGAAGAUGACGGUCCACGGAGCGUUCCUACACCAGGGCUCCUUCUGCAGGAACUGGUUCAACUUGCUGGAUCUACUCGUCGUCAGCGUUUCGCUCGUCUCUUUUUUCCUGCAUUCCAGUGCUAUCUCGGUAGUGAAGAUCCUAAGGGUCCUCCGCGUGCUCAGACCUUUGAGGGCCAUCAACAGAGCCAAAGGCCUCAAGCAUGUGGUCCAGUGCGUGUUUGUGGCCAUCAGAACUAUCGGAAACAUCAUGAUCGUCACAACGCUACUCCAGUUCAUGUUUGCGUGCAUUGGUGUGCAACUGUUCAAGGGUAAAUUCUAUCGUUGUACUGAUGAGGCCAAACACACUCCCGAACAGUGCAAAGGGACCUUUGUGGUGUACAAAGAUGGCGACGUGAACCAUCCGAUGGUGCGAGAAAGAAUUUGGCACAACAGUGACUUCAACUUUGACAACGUGCUGAUGGGAAUGAUGGCACUCUUCACCGUAUCCACCUUUGAGGGCUGGCCCGCCCUGCUGUACAAGGCCAUCGACGCCAACGGGGAGAACUCGGGUCCCAUCUACAAUUACCGUGUGGAGAUCUCCAUCUUCUUCAUUGUCUACAUCAUCAUCAUUGCCUUCUUCAUGAUGAACAUCUUUGUAGGCUUCGUCAUCAUCACGUUCAGGGAGCAGGGCGAGCAGGAGUACAAGAACUGUGAGCUGGACAAAAACCAGCGCCAAUGCGUGGAGUACGCUCUGAAGGCUCAGCCUUUGAAGCUCUAUAUUCCCAAAAACCCGGUCCAGUACAAGUUCUGGUCCAUCAUCAACUCCACUGGAUUCGAAUAUGUCAUGUUUGUGCUCAUCCUGCUCAACACCGUCACGCUGGCUGUCCAGCACUACGAGCAGUCCAAGACGUUCAGUGACAUCAUGGACAUCCUCAACAUGGUCUUCACUGGACUCUUCACUGUGGAAAUGCUGCUCAAACUCUUAGCGCUCAGACUCAGGCAUUACUUUGUGGAUGCGUGGAAUUCCUUUGACGCUCUCAUCGUGGUCGGCAGUGUGGUAGACAUUGUGGUCACAGAGUUCAGCAGCGGAGAGGACAGCUCUCGAGUGUCCAUCACCUUCUUCCGCCUCUUCAGAGUGAUGCGAUUGGUCAAGCUGCUGAGCAAAGGGGAGGGCAUUCGCACACUGCUGUGGACCUUCAUCAAGUCUCUGCAGGCGCUGCCGUACGUCGCCCUGCUCAUCGCUAUGAUUUUCUUCAUCUACGCCGUCAUCGGCAUGCAGACGUUUGGAAAGAUCGCCAUGCAGGAUCACACUCAGAUCAACAGGAACAACAACUUCCAGACUUUUCCACAAGCCGUCCUCCUCCUCUUCAGGUGUGCGACUGGUGAGGCGUGGCAGGAGAUCAUGUUGGCCAGUCUUCCUGGGAAACGCUGUGAUCCCGAGUCCGACUAUGAGGCAGGAGAAGAGUCCAGCUGCGGGAGCAACUUUGCUAUUGUUUACUUCAUCAGCUUCUUCAUGCUGUGUGCUUUCCUGAUCAUCAACUUGUUUGUGGCUGUCAUCAUGGACAACUUUGACUACCUGACACGUGAUUGGUCUAUUCUGGGUCCACAUCAUCUGGACGAGUUCAAGAGGAUCUGGUCGGAAUAUGAUCCUGAAGCCAAGGGUCGCAUUAAACAUCUGGACGUUGUCGCUUUACUUCGGAGGAUUCAGCCUCCUCUUGGUUUUGGAAAACUGUGUCCUCACAGAGUCGCCUGUAAGCGUCUGGUAGCCAUGAACAUGCCUCUCAACUCAGACGGGAUGGUGACCUUCAAUGCCACCCUCUUUGCGCUGGUCCGCACGGCACUGAAGAUCAAGACUGAAGGCAACCCGGACCAGGAGAACGAGGAGCUGCGGGUGAUCAUCAAGAAGAUCUGGAAGCGAAUGAAACCAAAACUUCUGGAUGAAGUCAUUCCACCGCAUGAAGAAGAGGAAGUGACGGUGGGGAAGUUCUAUGCCACCUUCCUGAUCCAGGAUUACUUCCGUAAGUUCAGGAAGAGGAAGGAGAGGGGGGGUUUGAGUGUCGCGACAGACGCCACCAACCCGUCAGCCGUACAGCUGUGUAAAGCGGGUCUGAAGACUCUGCAGGAUCUGGGUCCAGAGAUGCGUCUGGCCCUGAAUGAAGACCUGGAGGAGGAGGAGGAGGACGCCAUGAGGGACGAGGAGGAGGAAAACACAGGGGGGUCGUAUAGAGACAGACGAGGAUCCAUGCUGACUACGCCCACUGGCCCGGGUGGUGUAGUGGGUGACGGCGGCGUGGUGAAUGGCGGCCUGAUCCAUCGCGUGGGCUCUCUCACCAAAAUGUCCAACGGCAGCGACUAUGACAUCUCGCGGCGAGACAACCUGAGAUCAUCUGUCAGUCAUCAUCACCGCCGACCCUCAGUCAGGAAUGGCCUAGUAGACCACGCCCAAAAGAGGCCGUCCUAUUACAAACAUGGAAGGAGGGACUCCAGGGACAGACACUGGAGGAAUAGAGACAUGGACAUGUCCAGAGAGACACCCUACUGCAUGAGAGAGGACGACGCAGACAGCUUCACCUCUGCAGACAGGUAUUACCCUGACGAGCCUCCACUGCAUGAUGACGGCCACGCCCCCUACGGUCACUAUGGUGAGGGCAGGAGGACCACACGGCGGCGCCUUCUUCCGGCGACGCCCACAGGUCGAAAGCCGUCGUUUAACAUCCAGUGUCUGAGACGUCAGGGCAGCAGUGAUGACUUACCUCUGCCUGGAACGUACCACCCCACCUCCCCGCCACGCCGCGUUCGUACUCAGACGUACGGCAGUUACAACUCUCAUCAGUCGUCCGGUCGCUCCUCUGCGGCGUCCUCCGCCUCAUGGGCCAAUCCGUGUCCUCGCCGCGGCCGCCUCCUGUACGCUCCUCUCAUCCUGGUGGAGGAGGAAGGAAGCCCCCCUUGGGGGCAGCGAGGAGGAAGGACAGGAGGGGGUGGGGAGUGCAAGCAGGAAGCAGGAAGAGGUGUCAGUGUGACUGGAGCAGCGCCCACUCCCAUGUGGUACGGCGACCCUGCAGCCCCGCCUCCUUACAGGGCCUACACCACCCUCAGAGUUCCUUCUCAGCUCGGCGCUCCCUUUGGAGAGAAGAGAGGGUCAGCUGACAGCCUGGUGGAGGCGGUUCUCAUUUCUGAAGGGCUAGGUCUUUACGCACGUGACCCCAAGUUUGUUGCCUUUGCAAAGCGGGAGAUUGCGGAUGCGUGUCACAUGACCGUGGACGAGAUGGAGUCGGCUGCCAGCGACCUGCUGGGGUCCGCCAGCCAUGACUUGCUGAACAAUGCCACUGCCGCCGAUCCCACAGCACUCUACAGCGACGAGGAGCCAAUCAGGACAGGCCGAGAUGAGGACGAACUGGCAGAUGAGAUGACCUGCGUGACCUCAUUUUGAUGGACACAUGUUCGUGACCAAUCAGGAGUACAUCGACAGAGUCAAAGGACAUGAAGGUCCUCAUGACAUCCUCAAGAAGGAACGAACAAAGGACACAAGGAAAGGAGAGCAGGAAGGAAGGAAGACAACAGAUGUUGUCAUGGCAAUGUGUUACCCACAGUGCAUGUGCAUUUGUGACAGGAAGUCACAAGUAAUAUUCCUUCUUCUCCAGGACGGGGCGACCAUGCAGUUUGGUGCUAUUUUAAGCUGGUUAGCAUGCUAGCUUCAGUGUACAAAACAUUGAAUUAUUUCACUCCCUUUUGAUUGAUUUUAUUAUUCAUUUUGAUUUAGCUUAGCACAAACAUGUGAUGCUCACUGCUAACACUGCUAUCAUACACAUAAACGAUGCAUAAACAUAUUUCAUAGCAUCAUUGUAAGAAAAUAGCAUCUUAAUGCUCACAGUAAGGUCUUUGCUAAGUGCUACAUGCCAACAAAACUGCUGCUCUCAUGGCCGUCAUCAUGGCUAUUGCUAGCUGUGCUGGUUGUGAUGGAUGAGAUACUUCCUGUUACAUGUAGCUGCACCAGGAAUGGCCGACAUCGCCAUCAAAGUGGUCUUACCGUGACACGUGUGUGCCCUCUUUGGACCCCCUGUGAGGAGAAUGCUGAGUGGAAAGAAAAACAAGUGUGUGAGUUGUUUAGGUCAAAGGUCAUGAAUUUUGGAUCAACUUUUCGAUAUUUGGUCAAAAUGUGUGUGUGUGUUGGGUUUUUUUUAAUUCCUGAUGUUUUUUAAUUCCUUGCGUGUCAAUCAUGUUCUUCCUGACUGAAGGGCUUUGAACUCUCCACACAUCAGUCACAUGACCUUUUACCUCGAAUAAAACGUGACUACAGGCAAACUUCCUGACUUCACCGCAUGCUGCAGGCUGGCUGCAGUCAGUGCAGGCUGCUCACAUAGUCACAUGACUUCAACUCUUGCUCCUCCUUGGCUUUUCGUGGAGUGCCACCACGGUGAUAGCAAAAUGUGAUGAUAACCAUAGAAGAAGAAAUGGAACCCAUUGCGACACCCCUUGGUGUCCUGGCUGCUCAGUACAAUAAGUCGGCCGUGUUUAGUCUGAUGUGAGGAGCCCGUCUUCCCAGGCCUG